AUGGAGAGUCUGAAGCUGUUCUGUGAGACAGACGACCAGCUGAUCUGUCUGAUCUGCAGAGAUGGAAGAGAGCACAGAGGUCACACAUUCAGACCUCUCAAAGAGGCCCAGGAGGAUCUGAGAGGAAAGUUGGUGUCAGUUAUACUUGGUAGCUCUGAGGGGGACAUUGAUGAGCUACACACAACCCAUGCUCUGGCCCCGCCUCCACUGGAUGCUGAUUUGCUGGUGGGUGAGAGGCUGGAGCAGUUAAAGGCCUGCCUAAACCGGUCAUUACUUAAAGAUGCAGGGGGCGUGGUUAUCACUUACGACAUCAUCGAGGCGUACAAGACCUUGGUGCUUAGCUGUGGCAUCGGUCUAGACGGCAGUUGUGAAAACCCCAAGGUGGCGUGUUGGCUGUUGGACCCUGGCAGUGAGGAGAGGACCCUGGCCAGCGUGGUGACCUGCUUCUGCCCCCAAGAGCUGGAUCUGCUGGAGGACAUGACUGGUCUGAAGAACAAGAGGACCCUGGGAUACGCCAGGAAAGGAGCGGGGAGGGUGCGCCUGGGCAAGCAGUUCAGCACCACCAAGGAUGUUCUGGAGAAGCUCCGACCCCUGCACCCGUUCCCAGGGGUGAUCCUGGAGUGGAGGAGGAUCACCAACGCUAUGAUCAAGGUGGUGUUCCCUCUCCAGAGAGAGAGACAACACCACCCUCUGCUGGCCAUGGACAGGAUACACCCUGUGUCUCAGACAUACACCCCCACAUGCCGAGUGAGCUUCACUGAGCCCAACAUCCAGAACGUUCCGAAAGACUUUGAGAUCCAGAUGGCCACCGUUGUGGGCGAGAGCCCCCCCUCACAAGAUGGCCGCCAGGCUGCCACCCGGCCAGGCAGGAGAGGGCGCUCCAGGCUGCCAGCCCCUCCUGCAGGCAGUCCAGAGAAGGAUGUCGCCUUCUCCGUCAGCAUGAGACACGCCUUCGUACCCUUCUCAGGAGGGAUGAUCCUAGCUGCAGAUUAUUCCCAGUUGGAGCUGCGGGUGCUAGCUCACCUCUCUAAGGACCGGCGCCUCCUACAGGUGCUGAACGGAGGGGUGGAUGUUUUCCGCUGCAUCGCGGCAGAGUGGAAGAACAUAACCCCAGAUGCUGUGAAGGACGGCCUCAGACAGCAGGCCAAGCAGAUUUGCUAUGGCAUCAUCUACGGGAUGGGAGCCAAGUCUCUGGGGGAGCAGAUGGGCGUGGAUGAGAACGAUGCUGCCUGUUACAUAGAGAGCUUCAAGGCCAGAUACACAGGGAUCCAGUCCUUCCUGAGAGACACGGUGAAGAGCUGUGUAAAAAAGGGCUACGUUCAGACACUGCUGGGACGCAGGAGAUACCUGCCUGGGAUCACAAACGGCAACACCUACGCCAGGGCACAUGCAGAGCGCCAGGCGGUGAACACCACUGUUCAGGGUUCAGCUGCUGACAUUGUUAAACUGGCCACUGUCAACAUCCAGCAGAGACUACAGGAAACCUUCCCUACUGCCCCCCUGUCACAUCAACACCCACACUCAGACAGGGGCCGUAGCAGGACAUGGCCUCGGGUCAGAGGGGCUUACUUCAUCCUGCAGCUGCAUGACGAGCUGAUCUACGAGACCACAGAAGAAGACCUCAUUCGGGUGGCUCAAAUAGUGAAGAGAGAGAUGGAGUCAGCAGUCAAGCUUUAUGUGAAGCUCAGAGCCAAAGUCAGGGUGGGACCCAGCUGGGGUGACCUCCAGGACAUGGAAAUAUGAAGGUGGGUUGAAAGUGGCCUUAGACAUACUGAAGUAGGACUUGACAGCUUUACACAAGUGUUGCUUUCUGUGUUUUUCUACGUAUAUUUCUGUGUGAUAGUCAUUUAUUCUCAACAAUAUACUGAAUGGACUGAAAUGUUUAACAUAUUUUAAAGUGUCAAGAUAAGUUUUAAUCUCUGCUGUUUACGAAUGAACUGAAUGUAGUAAUGCAUAUGUAUAUUUUUAAUCCUCUAAAUUGUGAUCCUGUGCAAAAGUUAUUUGUCGGGGUAACAUUUGAUCCCAUAAUUACAUAUUAAUAAUAUUGUGUUUGAAACGUACAGUAAAUGUAAUCCAUGAAUCUCUGAAUGUAACCUCCAUACUGUG
Molecule: messenger RNA, 2106 nt
Organism: Osmerus eperlanus (European smelt)
Lineage: Eukaryota; Metazoa; Chordata; Actinopteri; Osmeriformes; Osmeridae
Product: DNA polymerase theta-like
Exons: 14
Coding region: 1-1743 (580 amino acids)
Biological process (GO): DNA-templated DNA replication; double-strand break repair via alternative nonhomologous end joining
Molecular function (GO): zinc ion binding; DNA binding; DNA-directed DNA polymerase activity
Source: RefSeq, a predicted model, not a curated record